Messenger RNA from Schistosoma rodhaini, 668 nucleotides. Lineage: Eukaryota; Metazoa; Platyhelminthes; Trematoda; Strigeidida; Schistosomatidae. The record is from the annotation of a GenBank genome assembly.
AUGUCGAAAUCCAUACCGAAUUUGCAAGAUUCUCUUGUAAAUGAUAAAAAAAAUACAAAUGAUAUUGUUGGUGUAAAAAUGGAGAAGACUAUUGGUUUUGUCAGCAGCAUCACAAUUAUUAUCGGCUCAAUUAUUGGUUCAGGUAUAUUUGUUAGUCCAACUGGUAUAUUGGAAAAUAUGCAGAGUUUUGGUGCUAGCUUGAUUAUUUGGAUUGGAUGUGGAAUUUUUUCUUUAUUGGGAGCCUAUUGCUAUGCUGAACUAGGCACAAUGAUUCAACGCUCAGGUGGAGAUUAUGCUUAUAUGCUUGAAGCAUUUGGUUCAUUUAUGGGAUUUUUACGUCUGUGGAUUGAAGUGAUGGUAGCUAGACCAGCUACUAUGGCUGUCAUUGCUAUGACAUUUGCUAAAUACAUUUUACAGCCUAUAUUCCCUGAUUGUCCACAGUCUAAUGCAGUUGUACGAUGUCUAGCAGCUGUAUGUAUCAGUAAGCAAAUUCAAUUGACUAGAACAUUUUUGCUUAUUAAACAAUAAAUAUCCAUGACCUAACUCUUUGGCUUAUUAAUUCACGUUGCGGGUAUGAUUUUAUCUAACCUUUAGAGUUCGUAAUUGAAAAUUUUAUGGCCCUGUAUCUGACUCCAUUUAGAUCGUAUGCUGAUUGUUAUUGAAAUAUA